AUGACCCUGCCAACGAACAGCACAUCGACGGUGGCCGAGGACGACUCAGACAUGUUUGGGCCACCCCACUCGUCGCCCCCGAUCCGCCGCAACCGCCCCAAGGUGCCGAUGAUCUCGCCCCAGCUGAAGCAGCGCGAGGUGCGCAAACGAAUCCUGCAACUGUGCGUGCACAAGCUGGAACGCAUCAAGGACUCGGAGCGUAACCUGCGCCGCUCGGUGUGCAUCAACAACACGUACUCGCGCCUGACCGAUGACAUCCGGCGCGAGAAGCAACACAAGCUGCUCAUGCUCUCCAAUCUCGCCAAAUCGACUGACGGUAGCCGGAAGCAGCUGGACGAAGACGACGCGUCCUCGGAGGACUGCAUCAACAACAACCUUACCAAUGCCAGCAACAACAACAACAACAACAACACCGGCGUCGGCCAUCAUCACCAUCAUCACCACCACCACCACCACCAUCUCCACUGUGGGGGUGAGCUUGGAGAGUUCGUACCCAACAAUGAGAAUCUGAACAACAACUGUCAGCUGCAGCACAACCACAAUCUGUCCUCGCAACAUCACCACAACCACCUCAACCACCAUCAGCAUCUGCAGGCGUUGCAUCAGCGACUUUCCCACCCGCAUCAGCUCCACCACCACCAUCAUCAUCAUCAUCAUCAUCAGCAGCAGCAGUUGUCGGUGCAGAACAACACCACCGGGACGGAGGGAAGCUGCAAUGGAACCAGCAUCAGUUCUUUGUCCUCCUGCGGCACCUUUUCGACCACCACCGAACAACUGCUCGGAACGACGUCACCGUCCGACGGCAUCAUUGGCGAUCAGCAGCGAUCGACGGUGGUCGCUCAUAAGAAAUCAUCCUCCGUCGAAACGGACCUGGAAACGCUCGAUCGGGAGUUGUGUGCGCUGGACGCCGCAAUGCCACUGGUCGAUCCUGAGAUCACGCAAGGUGCCGAACAGCUCGAGCAAGCCAUGGUAUCCCGGAAGCGGAAGUUUGCCUCGAUCGAUGACGAUGAUAGCGAUCGGUUAGUGCGCGAGGCACUCUCCCAAAUCUACUUCCCCAGUGCCGGUCGACUGCUGACGGGGAUCGACGAUUGUCCGGCAGCGUCGGAGGAAGGAAACAAUAGCACCGGAAACGGAACCAACACCAACACCGGCGAAGACGAUCAUCACCGGCAAGAAGGUGAUGAUGGUGAUCAUGAUCAUGAUGAUGAUGAUGAUGAUGUGACGACACCACCGCACGGUGGGAACAUUUCACCCAAACGACCAAAGAUCGGUGAUCUCCUCGGUGACACACCCUCCUCCCUGCAUUCGUUCUCACCACACCCGUUCCUGCACCCGUUUCAUCCGUUGCCGGAUCUCAGCGGAUUCGACUAUCAGGUGGCGCAUCACCACCAGAAGGAGUUCGAGGUGAUUAUGGACGCGUUACGGCUGGGUGUUAGCAGUGGUGGAGCGAUGGCAGCGGCUGCCGUCGUUGCGGCCACUUCGGCAGCUGGUGCAGCGGCAGCGGCGGCUGCGGCGGCUGCUGCAGCUGCGGCCGCCACCGGAAAUGCCACCGGAACGGCGAUGGGUUGUGGUGUUGGUGGUGGUGGCGGUGCUGGUGUUGGUGCAAUGACCAAUGGUGGAGGUGUCGGUACGGUGGGGGGACCAUGUACCGGGGGGUCGGUGGGUGGGGGUGUGGGUUCACCCAUUGACUCCUGCGGCCAGGCGGCCAUGCUGGGGAUGGGCACGGAUGGGGGUGCGAGUGUGUUCCACAAUCUCGUCGUGACGUCGCUGGAAACUUGA
Anopheles nili is the source of this 1779-nucleotide messenger RNA. Its product is annotated as lateral signaling target protein 2 homolog. NCBI's taxonomy places the organism in Eukaryota, Metazoa, Arthropoda, Insecta, Diptera, Culicidae. The transcript has 3 exons. The coding region runs from base 1 to 1779 and encodes 592 amino acids. The record is from RefSeq and is a predicted model, not a curated record.